This is a messenger RNA of Lepisosteus oculatus (spotted gar), 1675 nucleotides long. Lineage: Eukaryota; Metazoa; Chordata; Actinopteri; Semionotiformes; Lepisosteidae. The record is from RefSeq and is a predicted model, not a curated record.
UUUUGUCAGCUGUUUCACUUUUUGAAGUGCAAUGCGCAACACAGUUAAGGACUGAAAAAAAAAAACGUUUUACUUGAAGAGCGACGUCUAAGCUUAACUAUCAUUCCUUGGUAUCCUAUUGAUACCGGUUGCAAGGACGCAGUUAAGACUAUGGCGAAUACCUCCACCAGCGUUAGCUAAGGCCAGAGCUUGAACCCAUCAUUCUGCAGCCUGACAUUUACUACACGUGUGACAGAGGUGGAAUCAUUUUUUUCUUUCUCCGCUUAUCAGGCAAAUAUAUAUGAAAUAAGCUGUGUAGACACUAUUGUGACGACAGUUAAACAAAAACCGAACAUUUUUACCUGUGUGUUUGUUUAUACACAAAAAGCAACACAGGGCUGAAAAUCCAAUUCGAUUCAGUCGAAGUCAAAAGAUUUUAAAAAAUAUUUUAUCGUCACCCUUGUCAUUGGUCCACUAGAUCAUGUGACAGUCAAUUCACCCCCCCAUCUUAACCUUAUCCUUGUGAAUUGAAUUGGCAUUCUUUAAUAAAUGCUAGCUCCCAAAAUCGCGAUAAUUGUAUUUUGUUUGUAAAUUGAAAUGUGCACUGUGUAAGAUUUUGGGACCGAGUUCUUAAAACGCCUGAAAAGCCGAGAUGAGCAAAGUGUUUGAGAGAGAGGUUGGAUUUAUUAACAGUGAACCGUCCUUAGCGGAGUGCUUCACAUCCCUUCCUCCUCUUGGCGAGACAUUUCAAAGUUCAUCAAUCAAAAACUCGUCGCUCUCAGAUUCGACACUGAUUCCUCCUCCUUGCGAGCAAGGAUUUAGCAUUCUGAACUCUGGAAACACAUUUCAAAAUGAGAGAAGCCCAACUUCACAAGAUGUUGACAGCGCAGCCUUAGGCAUUAAACCUUUGGAAUACCCAUGGAUGCGAGAGAAGAAAACACAUAAAGGAAAACAGGCUUCGCUACCAGGGGCAUCUUCCUCUGGAUCUUCAACUGAAGACAACGAAGACUUUCAGGAUAACUACGCCGCAAGUCCCUUUGACAACUCGAGACGACUGCGCACAACCUACACGAAUACCCAGCUUUUGGAAUUAGAGAAGGAAUUUCAUUAUAACAGGUACCUUUGCAGACCAAGGAGAAUUGAAAUCGCAACUCUUUUAGAUUUAACUGAAAGACAAGUUAAAGUCUGGUUCCAAAACAGGCGAAUGAAGCAUAAAAGACAAUCUCGCUUCAAGCAAGGGAAAAUAAAUGAAUCCAAAGGCAUAUUAAGUAACGGUGAUAACAACAAUGGCUUUCCUAGAGGACUUUCAGAGACAGGACUGAAUCCGGAUCCUUCGAAACAGCUCAAAUUUGAAGAUGCAUCGAACGACCAUACGUUAUUGAGAGAAGCGUCUUCUUUGCCUGGAAUCCAAAACGACGACAAUUUCUUCAUUUCAGACGAAACGGGGUACGAAACGGGAAACUCGUUCGAAUGUUUAAAUACCCUUUCGUUGGAGGAUUUAGAUACCAUUUCAAUUGACUCAUUUACAGCAGAGCUCCCUAAACUUGGAGUAACUGACAAUGACACAACGAACAGUGUUGCGGACACGUUUAAUUUCUUGAUUGAAAAUAUUUGUACAACAGAUUUCCAGCAGCUGCAGUUUUGAACUAUAUUGUAUGUACAAAACGAAUGCCAAAAUAAAUUUGAAUGAACACCC